AUGGGAAAUAUAGGAUUGGAGUGGAACCCGAAGAAGUGCAAUACUAUCCAUGUUAAAAGAGGGGUCCAAGUGUCUGAUGCGUUAGGUCUUCAACUCAAUCAGACAACAGUGGUUGAAAGUCUUAAGACUGGUUCAAGCUACAAGUUCCUAGGGGUAUGUGAAACGGUAAAACAAGAUGAGAAGUCAGCUCUUGAGUGUGCAGCAAAGGUUUACCUUCAAAGAGUGUCUGUAAUCUGGUCUAGCCCCCUUUCCGAUGUCAACCGAGUGAUAGCUACCAACCAAUUUGCACUUCCUGUUCUCAACUAUCUGAUGUGGACUCAGCACUGGCCAAUCAACGAGCUGAGAGCAAUCGACAGAGAGACAAGAAAAAUUAUCCAUGAAAAUGGAGGUAAACAUCCAUUGAGUUCUACAGCUGUUAUGUAUCUACCAAGACACAAAGGAGGGCGGGGUCUGAGAUCUGUUGAAUACGAGUACAAGCUUACAAAGAUCAAAGCUGCUGUUAAACUCUACCAGAAUGCAGAUCCUACUAUGAAAACUGUCCAGAGGUUUGAAGAAAGAGCAGCAGAGAAAGGUCAUUCGUCAUUGUUAACUGAGGCACACAAGUUUGCUAAAGAGCUGGACAUAGCUUUAUCUUUGAAGUACCCAGAUCCAACGUUUACUUCAAUUAAAAGCCCAGAUACGGUGAUCGAAGGAAAGAAGGUUAAAGAACACUUGAAGAACGCACUGGUUGACAACCUACAGAAGACGAUAGUGGAAGAGAAGUGGCAUGGUCGUUUUCUAUCAGCCCGUUGGAAAGACGAAGAACUUGUUCAAGACAGAUGUUUUGCUUGGAUGAAAGACUGGACGUCGGCACCCACACAUACGAUCGCUGGAAUGAUUGAGUUAUAUGAACAACUCACACCAACAAGAAUUUAUUUAUCACAUAAGACCAAAGCAACCGUGGGAGAUGUCAGUUGUAGGUUGUGUGGUAAAGAAGCAGAGACCCUUCCACACGUUCUGUCAGGAURCUCAGCACUCGCUCAAUCGAAGUACAUGGAACGUCACAAUGCUGCUUUACAGAUAUUAUUUUUCGAAAAGUGCAAAGAUCUUAAGCUGAUAGAAAGUGUUCCUCCAUGGUACUCACYAGUGAAACCAAAACCUGUGUAUGUAUCAGAAGACGCGCAAGCUUUUUGGGAUGUGCCAGUCUAUGCCGAGUAYAACUAUGUGAAAGCAAAUAGAGUGGAUGUACGUUUCGUAGACCACAAGGCAAAGCAGGYCUGGGCUGUGGAAAUGAGCUGCCCUUGGAUUGACAAUCGUAAAAAGAAGAUCAAGGAGAAAGCCACCAAGUACGGAGCACUACUUUUGGAAUUAAAACAACAACACCCUGGAUACAAGGUACAACAAUGCACCAUCGUAAUUGACGUGCUCGGGGGAUGGUCGAGAGAUUUAGAACAAGAURUGAAGAAGCUGGUUGGUGCCCGAUCAAAGUGUAUUUUGGAAAAAAUGCAGAAAGCUACCAUUUCGUGCUCGCAGAACAUAGCACGUACAUUUAAAGCAUCAGUUACCUAA
Exaiptasia diaphana is the source of this 1548-nucleotide messenger RNA. RefSeq lists its product as uncharacterized. NCBI's taxonomy places the organism in Eukaryota, Metazoa, Cnidaria, Anthozoa, Actiniaria, Aiptasiidae. The record is from RefSeq and is a predicted model, not a curated record. The coding region runs from base 1 to 1548 and encodes 515 amino acids. The transcript has a single exon.